UCAAGGACUCCUUCACGGGGCCUUCACAGCCCGUCAUGCGGGUGGUGCUCCGGGUGCCGAAAGAUGCUCAGUCGACCUCCUAUGUGGAAGGCUCCUUUAUGACCUUGGAGGCCAGCAUCCAGCCGGCGCUCAACUGGACCCGGAAGCUCUAUGUGGAUGAGUGUGUGGGCACCCAGAGCCAGCAACUGAACCAUUCCCAGAGGCUGUACACCCUCAUCUUCAACUACGGGUGCCUCUCAAUAGGCUCCAUCCCUGGCCAUUGGUUCCGGAAAGACAAUGGGACUGUGCAGUUCAGCGUGGGAGCCUUCAUGCUCCAAGAUGAUGUGGAUGAGAGUGAGAUCUUUGUCACCUGCUGGGUAAGCAUCUGGAGCUGGAGGAGGCGCUAUGGCCAUAGCAGGAAGUCCUGUUUCUACAACGCCACCUCACACAGCUGGCAAUUUGCAAACAAUGAGGGGGACAGUUCACUCUGUGAUUGCUGUGACUUUGGUUGUCCCCCCCCAAAGAAAGGGCAGCACAAAGAGUUCCCGCAAGAAGGGGAGUCCCAGAUGGUGGUAAUGGGACCACUGAAGGUCAGGAAACCACCGGCGGUGUCAUGGUUUAGAGCCUCCUGCAGGACACUGAAGGAGCUGCUGCUGGUGGCCCUGGCCUUCACGUGUGUGGCCCUGCUCUUCCUACUGAUCCUGAGGACCCUACUGUGGGCCCAGCUGCCCUGUCUUCCUGUCCGCAGGCAGAGCAGGCUGAGGAGGUCGAGCCUCACAAGUCUAGAGUCUCCGGAGAUGGACUUGAUAGUGAGGGACAGAUGCUCAUCUGGGGAGGAGAAUGAGGCAUCUCCUUCUACCGUAGAGGAAAGCCUGUAGCUGAUGGCAUUGCAGCCAGGAGAUACCUAAGCUCCGUGCC
Messenger RNA from Echinops telfairi (small Madagascar hedgehog), 897 nucleotides. RefSeq lists its product as uncharacterized. The coding region runs from base 36 to 857 and encodes 273 amino acids. Lineage: Eukaryota; Metazoa; Chordata; Mammalia; Afrosoricida; Tenrecidae. The record is from RefSeq and is a predicted model, not a curated record. The transcript is spliced from 7 exons.